Molecule: messenger RNA, 753 nt
Organism: Ilex paraguariensis (yerba mate)
Lineage: Eukaryota; Viridiplantae; Streptophyta; Magnoliopsida; Aquifoliales; Aquifoliaceae
Source: the annotation of a GenBank genome assembly
AUGCGUGGAGAGGAGCUGAGGAAACGAGCUCUGCUUGCACGUGCUUUGGUUCGCACUACCAUUGCAAGAUAUCAGACAAAUCCUGAAGUUAAUCCCAGAUCCUUGAAGUUUAGGAAAAACAUCCAUGGAAAGCCUGAGGUAGACUGGCAGCACAGUGAUGAUUGGAACCCACCACCAUUGCAUUUCAAUUUGUCACACACUUCUUCAUUGAUAGCCUGUGGAGUGACCCUGGAUUCUCAAAUUGGUAUUGAUGUGGAAGAAAAGCAACGGAAAACAAAGAACAAUAUCUUGGCUUUUGCCCGGCGAUAUUUCUCUUGCUAUGAAGUGGAACUCUUAACUGCUAUUUCAGACCUGGAGGUUCAGCGCCAGGAGUUCAUAAAAUUAUGGACCCUUAAGGAAGCAUACGUCAAAGCACUGGGAAGAGGCUUCUCAGGUGCCCCUUUCAAGACCUUUGCUAUUCAGUUUAGGGCUACCAAGACAGGGAACUUGCAUCCGUCUGGUAAUCUAAAAUUUAUGGCCUCUGAAAUAGUUGUCGAGUCUUUUGAUGACUCUACCAUCCUUACAAGCAAUUGGCAGUUUGCACUCUUGGAAUUGGCAGGUUCUCAUUAUGCUGCCAUUUGCACGGAAAUGGAUGGUACCCCUGGCAAAUACAAGGCUCCAAUCAAAUUGACGGUUUGGAAGACUAUUCCACUUCUUGAAGACAAAUGCGUUUCUGGAACUGAUGCAGUUGUAGCAAUCGGUGGCUUGACCUAA